Messenger RNA from Gorilla gorilla gorilla (western lowland gorilla), 3439 nucleotides. RefSeq names its product citramalyl-CoA lyase (gene CLYBL). Bases 35 to 955 code for a protein of 306 amino acids. Gene Ontology annotation, biological process: regulation of cobalamin catabolic process. The record is from RefSeq and is a predicted model, not a curated record. Gene Ontology annotation, molecular function: (S)-citramalyl-CoA lyase activity. NCBI's taxonomy places the organism in Eukaryota, Metazoa, Chordata, Mammalia, Primates, Hominidae. The transcript is spliced from 8 exons.
UAAGGGCAAAGGGCGGGGCGCGCGCGUCGGGAAGAUGGCGCUACGUCUGCUGCGGAGGGCGGCGCGCGGAGCUGCGGCGGCGGCGCUGCUGAGGCUGAAAGCGUCUCUAGCAGCUGAUAUCCCCAGACUUGGAUAUAGUUCCUCAUCCCAUCACAAGUACAUCCCCCGGAGGGCAGUGCUUUAUGUACCUGGAAAUGAUGAAAAGAAAAUAAAGAAGAUUCCGUCCCUGAAUGUAGAUUGUGCAGUGCUCGACUGUGAGGAUGGAGUGGCUGCAAACAAAAAGAAUGAAGCUCGACUGAGAAUUGUAAAAACUCUUGAAGACUUUGAUCUGGGCCCUACUGAAAAAUGUGUGAGAGUCAACUCAGUUUCCAGUGGUCUGGCGGAAGAAGACCUAGAGACACUUUUGCAAUCCCGGGUCCUUCCUUCCAGCCUGAUGCUACCAAAGGUGGAAAGUCCUGAAGAAAUCCAGUGGGCAGUGUGUGAAGAAACCCUAAAGGUCGGGCCUCAAGUAGGUCUCUUUCUAGAUGCAGUCGUUUUUGGAGGAGAAGACUUUCGAGCCAGCAUAGGUGCAACAAGUAGUAAAGAAACCCUGGAUAUUCUCUACGCCCGGCAAAAGAUUGUUGUCAUAGCGAAAGCCUUUGGUCUCCAAGCCAUAGAUCUGGUGUACAUUGACUUUCGGGAUGGAGCUGGGCUGCUUAGACAGUCACGAGAAGGAGCCGCCAUGGGCUUCACUGGUAAGCAGGUGAUUCACCCUAACCAAAUUGCCGUGGUCCAGGAGCAGUUUUCUCCUUCCCCUGAAAAAAUUAAGUGGGCUGAAGAACUGAUUGCUGCCUUUAAAGAACAUCAACAAUUAGGAAAGGGGGCCUUUACUUUCCAAGGGAGUAUGAUCGACAUGCCAUUACUGAAGCAGGCCCAGAACACUGUUACGCUUGCCACCUCCAUCAAGGAAAAAUGAUCUGUUAAAUGAAGCUCUCAUCAGGAAGCCCGAGAGGUGAGGAGCUGAGGUUAGACAUCAGGAGAGGCACCAUCACACGAAAGCAUGGCCGCAGAGUCCCACCGCCACCAGGCUACCCCCACCCAGAGAGGGACAGGCAUGCGGGUAGCCAGCACCGGGCAAGAUGGCUCUGGGGAUCCUCAUUCUGUGAAGACACCAACUCAUUUCUCAAACACGGGAUCCAGGAGACAGAUAGCUCCUAAAUGGAGAUGGCACAUGCUCUGUGGGGUCCCUCAUAGAGGAGUGCCACCCUCCACACUGGCCACCCUGGGCUGCCCCGGAAUGGCCAGAAAGGAAGGUGGGAGCUAGCUCCAUCCUCACUCAGAGGCCGGAAGGAGGAAGAUGGCAUCUCGCCAACUUCAGAGCCGAAUGGCCUCUAGCCACACUGCUUCCAGACCCCAGACGGGGCAGUAGCAGCAGUUCCCAGAGGAGCACCCAUUGCUGCAGCCAGGACCCACCAAGGAUGGGACUCCUGGAGUCAGGUGCACACCAGGUAACCCAGGACCACGCUGUGCACCCCCAGUCUGCCCCUCUGCUCAGAACACAGAGGGAUGGGAGGAUGGCUUGGCAGUGGGAAGGCAAAAGAAGGCCUCUCUCACUCUGCCCCUGCCAUACACACCCGCUGAGGGUGUUAGAAGCAGUGGAGGCAGAGCUGGCCCUAAGCAAAAGAAGAAAAUAAACCUCACCUUGUCCUUCCUAUGGGCAGCCCUCACCCCAAUCUAACUACCCUUCCCAUCCUCCAGCCUAAUCCAAAGAAGCCCUUGGCUUGAGGGGAUGAAGGGCUUGCGUUCUAGUCUCCACCCCAGCCCCACAGGCAGCCAGCCAGCCAGCCCCACACAGAGGGGCCUCCUCAAGGCCUCACUGGGAGCCUCCUGUCCCCAGCCAAGGAGCCCUACAGACCUGGGGAAAAGCAGGCCCCUCUGCAAGGCCCCUGGGUGGUGCGGAGGCCGGACCGGCUAGGCCUCCCACUGCUGGCCACUCCCAGGCCAUGGGUUCCUAGGUCCCAACCACAUUGGACUGCUCGCCACGCCCCUGCCCUCAUCCCAAACUGCUUUGUUCAAACAAAACCACCUUGUUUCAGUCUCCCCAAAUGUCCAGUUUAUUAUCUUCCUCAUAACCCAUGGUCCCUAUUAGGGUAGGAUCAUGAGACUAAGACCUAUGAGAGCCACAAAUCUGGACCAAAGUCCCAUUCCCUGAACAGAGACCCAAACGACGAGGGCCCCACAAGAGAGUUCAGUCCUGAUCAGAAACCCAUGGUGCCUUAGUCCUUGAAGAACAAAACUCCAGGAAGAAGAUGCUGGAAGGCAAAGGGUAUUCCCCCUCUUUCCCCACCUGCGUCUCUGUGGUGCCAUGGGUGGGCCCAGGUACCCUGGGAAAGGUGGGAGAGCAGUCAAGGGUGGGUGUGUGAUCUCCACUGGGCUCACUGGGCACCCCCGACAUGGGGAAGUGAGAGCUGCCCGACUCCUGAGCCAGGCGUGGGUGACAGGAAGAGGACCUUGCAGCUAGUCUGAUUAAUUAGAAACCAUACCUGUUUAUAUUUUGUGUAGCUCAUCACAAGCCGCUUAGCCAUAUCACCCCCCUGUUAUUAAUUCUUGGGGUCUAAAUUAUGGGUAACACUAUUAAAACAUUAUCAGAACUAAUGAGAAACAAUUACUUAGAAAAUGAGCCGGGACAAGAUUGAGUUGGGAACAUCAGUGGUGAUCACUGUGGAUGAGUUUAAUAAAUCAUCAGGUGCAAGGCAAGACCGACUGUAUGUAUGCAAAGCCCCGUCACGGGAAAAUGAAAUUGAGAUUUUUUUUUUUUUGCAUAAUUUUUUCAUUAAUCUCAAUAGGACCCGUGUGGUGUAGAUUGCUUUAUUCCCCUAAUACCUUGCCUGAGGGGGGGUGCCCAAUAAUGUCUUCAUUGUUUUACUGAGGUCUUAAUGACAAUCUGUGACAACCUCAUUUUAAUGUAUAGAGGAUUAUAUCAGUACAGUCAUGUUUUAUUGAAAUGGUGAAGGGAACUCCAGUCAGAGUCAGGCAGUGUCUGUGAGCACAAGUUAGGAAGUUUCUCGGCAUCCGGGAGCGUUCCCGUCUGAUGUCCCAGUGUUAGUCCUCCCGGCCGCCCUCCCCUCCUCUCCUCUCCUCCAGGGACGGCUGGGAAAACAGUCCUGCGGGAUGAAGACUUCACCGCCUCCGAUUUGAAUUUGAAAGUAACUCCUUCCCUGGCAUAUUUCGCUGGGCAGAUAGAACAAACCAUGUCGUUUUCCCCCGUCUCUAAAAUAGGCAUAUUAUUAUCAUUCACACUUUUGCACCCGGUCGUUUUGCGGGAGUUCGGGAAACUGACUUUCUUCAUUGGGGACACUGUAAUUUUCUAACGAUGCCAAGAGGAGAAAAAAAGAAUACGGGUUUGUUUUAAUUGGAAGGAACUUCUGCUUUUAUGAUUUCGGUUUACCUUGGAAAACUG